AUGACUGAUGGGACAGGAAAAAUGUCCGGCCAGCUUCAGCUCCAGCUUUCGCCCAUUACUUUGACUGUUUCCUUUUUUUUUAUCCGGUUUCGAUUGAAUAAGCUACAACUUCUGCCAGGUACAAAACCAACCGGAGCAAAAACUUCAACAUUCCAAGGACUGGAAAUGAUCUCCACGCUGCAAUGCCAAGCUACAGCCAAGCUCUAUGAGGAUCGCUACGGAGAGCUUGAAAACGUCGUCCCGCAACCGAUGCCUCCUAGUUCUGCGGAGACGGCUCCAGUCGACUGGGUCAAACUUGCGGUCUUUGCGGAAAAAAGAUAUACGGAUGAUAGGUUUUGGUGCAGAAGUGAACAGCAUAGCACUGACUGGUAG
Messenger RNA from Pyricularia pennisetigena, 372 nucleotides. RefSeq lists its product as uncharacterized. NCBI's taxonomy places the organism in Eukaryota, Fungi, Ascomycota, Sordariomycetes, Magnaporthales, Pyriculariaceae. The transcript is spliced from 2 exons. The coding region runs from base 1 to 372 and encodes 123 amino acids. The record is from RefSeq and is a predicted model, not a curated record.